UUAUCUGUCUCUCUUUGCAUACCUCUCACUUUUUUCCCCUCUCUGUUCCACUGUUUGAUCACGCUAGAGAGAUAAGAAUUAUGUCUGCGCUUAGAUUAGUGACGAUUUUGUUAUCAGUUGUUGUUCUUUUUGCAUUUGUAAAUGCCGAAGAUCCUUACAGAUUCUUUGAAUGGAAUGUUACUUACGGUGUGAUUAGUAUUGAUUCUCCUCAACAAGUUAUAUUGGUUAAUGGCCAAUUUCCUGGCCCUGAUAUUCAUGCUGUCACAAAUGAUAAUCUGAUCAUCAACGUUUUCAACAACUUAGACGAACCAUUCCUUUUCUCAUGGAAUGGAGUACAACAGAGGAGGAGUUCAUGGCAAGAUGGAGUUUAUGGAACAAAUUGUCCAAUUCCACCAGGCCAAAAUUGGACAUACACUCUACAAGUAAAAGAUCAAAUCGGUAGUUUCUUCUACUAUCCUUCACUUUCUUUCCACAAAGCUGCUGGUGGGUUUGGUGGGAUUAGGAUUCUCAGCAGACCAAGAAUUCCAGUUCCUUUCCCUAAUCCAGCUGGUGAUCACACCGUUCUCAUUGGUGAUUGGUACGAUCUUAACCACAAGAGAUUGAGAACCAUUCUUGAAAACCAAAGAGCCCCUUUCCCAGGUGCUCUCCUCAUUAAUGGUAAAAAACCCACUCCUGGGAGCAAUGCUGUCACCUACACCGUCCAACAAGGCAAAACAUACAGGUUCAGGAUUUCCAAUGUGGGUUUACAUAAUUCUCUCAAUAUCAGGAUCCAAAAUCACAACAUGACAUUAGUUGAAGUGGAAGGAACACACACACUCCAGACAAACUACACAUCGCUAGACAUUCAUGUUGGCCAAUCUUAUUCAGUUCUAGUGACCGCCGACCAACUUCCACAAGACUAUUUUAUGGUUGUGACUACACGAUUUUCAACCAUCCGCCUUGAAGCCACAGCUCUUUUUAGUUAUAGCAAUUCCAAUGGGAAAAUAGCUGGACCAGUAGAUCCCAAUGGCGGUCCUGCUAACUCGGAUAUCAGUUUUUCCCUCAAACAAGCCCUCUCUAUCAGGACUAACUUGACUGCAAGUGGACCAAGGCCAAACCCACAAGGUUCUUACCAUUACGGACUGAUCAACAUAACCAGAACUAUUAGACUUUCUAAUUCAGCAGCUCUAGUAGAUAAUAAACAGAGGUAUGCAAUAAAUAGUGUCUCCUUCGUCGCAGCUGAUACUCCUCUCAAAAUUGCGGACCACUUCAAGAUUCCAGGUGUUUUCCGUCUUGGUAGCAUCCUAGACAGCCCUCCUGCUACAGCAAUGUACCUUGACACAUCUGUAAUGGCUGCCGAUUUUAGAGCCUUUGUUGAAAUCAUAUUCGAAAACAACGAAAACACUGUGCAAAGUUAUCACAUUGAUGGAUAUUCGUUCUUCGUAGUCGGUAUGGAUGCAGGAGUUUGGUCAGAAUCAAAGAGAGAACGCUAUAAUCUGAUAGAUGCAAUUGCGCGUUGCACUGUUCAGGUAUAUCCCCAAUCAUGGACGGCAAUCUAUGUGCCACUUGAUAAUGUGGGCAUGUGGAAUAUAAGGUCUGAGUUCUGGGCACGUCAAUACCUUGGACAACAAUUUUAUCUUCGUGUUUACUCACCCGUCGAAUCAGUUAGGGAUGAAAAAGUUAUCCCACCAAAUGCUCUUCUUUGUGGUAGGGCAACAGCGUUUGCCCCUCCAACAGUUUCACCUGUAGCCCCGCCUACAAUUGCACCAACAGCAGCGCCGGUAGUUCCACCAACAGCUGCACCCGUAAUUUCACCCAUAGGCGCGCCACCCACUGCUCCACCAACAGCUGCACCGGAAGUUUCACCCAUAGUUGCGCCACCAGUUGAACCGGUAGUGCCACCAACAGCAGCACCCAUAGUUUCACCCAUAGGUGCGCCACCAGUUGAAGCAAUAGAUCCACCAACAGCUGCACCGGCAGUUUCACCCAUAGUUGCGCCACCAGUUGAACCGGUAGUACCACCAACAGCUGCACCUGUAGUCUCAACCACAGUUGCACCAACAGACGCACCGGAAGUUCCACCAACAGCUGCACAGGUGGUUUCACCAAUAGUUGCACCGGUAGGUUCACCGCUUCCUUAAGCUGCCAUUACAAGAUAGAUUAUGCACUAUCAAUAGUUGAAGGACAUAAGUAUAAGCCGAUUUAUAAAGGGAAUCUCACAAAUUAUGGAAAUCGGGUUUGUCAAAAAUAUUUAUUGACGAAUUUUAUGUAGUUGGUUUGCUUUUGGUGCUCCCUCGGCACCAAUAAGCCAAAACGUAUAUUAACCUUAUAUUGGGGUCACCAUUCUUUUCUUUGUUAUAUAGCAGUCAUUGUAGCUUUCAGAUUAUCUUAUUUGUAACUGUUUAUUCAAAUAAUUCAUCAAAAAUUUCAUGCUUA
Molecule: messenger RNA, 2415 nt
Organism: Papaver somniferum (opium poppy)
Lineage: Eukaryota; Viridiplantae; Streptophyta; Magnoliopsida; Ranunculales; Papaveraceae
Product: L-ascorbate oxidase homolog
Exons: 6
Coding region: 81-2120 (679 amino acids)
Molecular function (GO): copper ion binding; oxidoreductase activity
Source: RefSeq, a predicted model, not a curated record